Clupea harengus (Atlantic herring) is the source of this 1378-nucleotide messenger RNA. RefSeq names its product transcription factor E2-alpha. Lineage: Eukaryota; Metazoa; Chordata; Actinopteri; Clupeiformes; Clupeidae. The record is from RefSeq and is a predicted model, not a curated record. Gene Ontology annotation, biological process: regulation of transcription by RNA polymerase II. Gene Ontology annotation, molecular function: DNA-binding transcription factor activity, RNA polymerase II-specific; RNA polymerase II cis-regulatory region sequence-specific DNA binding; protein dimerization activity. Gene Ontology annotation, cellular component: chromatin; transcription regulator complex.
UAACAGGGCUAUCCUCCGCAGACGACCCUCUGACGAACCCAUCGACACACAGCCCAAGAAGAGGAAGGUGCCUGGACUGCCCUCUUCAGUGGUGUACCCCGCCUCAGGGGAGGAGUACAGUUCCGAUGGAGCAGGCUACCCCCCCUCCAAACCAGGCCAUGUGUACCCAUCACAGUACUACCUGAACGAGGGUAUGGUGGACUCAUGGGGUCAGCCCGGGUACCCUGGCAUCCUUCAGAACUCCCCCCACAUCGCUCAGCAAGCCCCCUUCAAUGCCGCCAACCCACAGGACAGACUGCAGAAGAGGCAGCCUCUGCCCAUCUCCCCUCAGAACUACCCACUGCAGGGCGGAGACAUGAAUGGCUACCACCCUGGCCCUUCACCCUAUGGGGUGACCAACGGAGCAGAUGGCAUUAUGGCUAACAGAGGUACUGCUCCAGGGAGCUCAGGUGAUGAGAUUGGGAAGGCGCUGGCAUCGAUUUAUCCAUCAGAGACCAACGGAGGUGGCGCCAGUUUCCCCUCAACCCCAUCCACCCCAGUGGGCUCUCCUCAAGCCAUCUCAGCCUCUCAGUGGUCGAGGUCCUCGGCCCAGGCGGCUCCAUCUCCCAGCUUUGAGGGCAACCUGCAGAAUAAAGUGGGCGAUAGUCUGGAGGAGGCACUGAAUGUGUUGCGGGGUCAUGCUGUGGGGACGCCAGGCGACCUGGCCAGCCUCCUGAACGCCGGUGGCUCCUCCACAUCCAGCCUCCUCACUCAGGCGUUCAACCUGGCUGGACGCAUGAUGCCCAGUCACCAUGACGACGGACCAGGUCUGACCCAGAGUGGCCCCCUGCAUGCCACCAAACUCUGGGGGCCCCCUGGCUCCCAGCCCGAGGGCUUUAAUGGCGGUAUGAUGCGCUCCAGCCACUCGUCCAGCAGUCUGGACAUCAAGAACGAGGACAAGGAGGAUGAUGAGAACUCCUCCCUCAAUGACAAGUCUGAUGACGAGAGGAGAGAUGGCAAACUGGCCCGCAGAUCCAGAACUCAAGCCUUCCCUCUACUCAGUAACUCCACCCAGUCAGACUCAGGAGCCGAUAACGAGGAGGAUGACGAGGACCUCCCUCCGGAGGUGAAGGUGGAGCGCGAGAAGGAGCGCCGACAGGCCAACAACCAGCGGGAGCGUCUGCGCGUGCGCGACAUCAACGAGGCCUUCAAGGAGCUGGGCCGCAUGUGUCAGAUGCAGAUGCGCCCCGGCAACGACAAGCCCCAAACCAAGCUCCUGGUUCUGCAGCAGGCCGUCCAGGUUAUCGUCAACCUGGAGCAGCAGGUCCGAGAGAGGAACUUGAACCCCAAGGCAGCCUGCCUGAAGCGUCGAGAGGAGGAGACCCUGGCACACAUGUGA